This is a messenger RNA of Mirounga angustirostris (Northern elephant seal), 1477 nucleotides long. RefSeq names its product peptidyl-prolyl cis-trans isomerase-like 1. Bases 17 to 517 code for a protein of 166 amino acids. Gene Ontology annotation, cellular component: catalytic step 2 spliceosome. The record is from RefSeq and is a predicted model, not a curated record. Gene Ontology annotation, biological process: protein peptidyl-prolyl isomerization. Gene Ontology annotation, molecular function: peptidyl-prolyl cis-trans isomerase activity. The transcript has a single exon. NCBI's taxonomy places the organism in Eukaryota, Metazoa, Chordata, Mammalia, Carnivora, Phocidae.
UUCGGUCGGCUGCGCUAUGGCGGCAAUCCCCCCAGACUCCUGGCAGCCGCCCAACAUAUACUUGGAGACCAGGAUGGGGAUCAUUGUGCUGGAGUUAUACUGGAAGCAUGCUCCGAAGACCUGUAAAAAUCUUGCUGAAUUGGCACGUCGAGGUUACUACAAUGGCACCAAAUUCCACAGGAUCAUCAAAGACUUCAUGAUCCAGGAAGGUGACCCAACAGGGACAGGUCGGGGUGGUGCAUCUAUCUAUGGCAAGCAGUUUGAGGAUGAACUUCAUCCAGACCUGAGAUUCACGGGGGCUGGAAUUCUCACCAUGGCCAAUGCGGAGCCAGACACCAACGGCAGCCAGUUUUUCGCAACCCUAGCCCCCACCCAGUGGCUCGACGGCAAGCACACCAUUUUGGGCCAAGUGUGCCAGGGCAUAGGAAUGGUGAAUCGAGUAGGAAUGGUGGAAACAAACCCCCAGGACCGCCCUAUGGACGAUGUGAAGAUCAUUAAGGCAUACCCUUCUGGGUAGGCUUGCUGCUGCCCUGCGCUCACCCAGAUCUUUGGAGAUGGCCCCAGUGAACCAGCUUCCAGAUCUAGAAGGACACGUACUUAAACUCCAUUUUGGCCUUGCAAGUCACAGAGCUCAGGAGACCUGGGGGCUUGGGUGAGUAAGAGAUGGAAGUAUAUUUUAAGAGGAUGCUUCUUUUCUCUUCCCCCGGUGCCUAGGUUGACAGAGCAUUUGCAGAAAUGCUCAUAAAUGAUCAUUCACGGGGAACCGCUCAUUGCAAGUGAGCACACUGCCGCUCCUGGCGUGUGUCUGUGCUGAUACACUUAGAACAAAAUGAAGCUGACUCUGUCAUUCCAUAGUGCCUGACCAAACUUCUUCCUGCAGAGAUUUAUAUUCUGGCCUACACUGCAGUCUUCAGUGUCUGACAGCCACAGAAUUCAAAACCAAGUAGUGUCUAUCAGCCUUCUUAACUCUGUGCACACCCUAUUUCAGUCUCCUAUAUUUGUUCUUCCAGGAAUGUAUGCAUCUCUAUAUAUACUUUCCCUCUCAAAAUCAGAACAUCAACACUGCUGUUUCUGACACUUAGACAUCCCAAGCAAAGCCACAUUGAAUUUUUGCCAAAUGAAAAAUGCAUCCAGCAAUCAAGUUUCUAAGAAGGUGUCAAGUGGGGAAUGAUAAUGUGUAAUAAUCCAGAAAGGAAUUUAUUAAAAGGAAGCAGAAACAUUGACCAUUUUUUCCCCAAGAAGGAGUAGAAAUCUGUAGUGAGCCAUAAAGACAGACUAUGAAUUCUCCUGAAAAAGCAGUAUUGUCAUAAAGGAGAGGCACCACUUAAGUUUUUUUAACCUAAGACUAGAGAAACUAGUUAAGAGAUUUUAUAUGUUUUUUAAGUCUUUCUGAUUUUUUUUUAAUGGGGUAAAGAGAAAGGAACAUCUAUGUAAUACAUAGAAACUUCCCAAAUAAAAUGCCACUGAUGGUUGAAAA